CAACUCACCCCUUCCCGGCUGCUGGAGCACGUCGAGCAGCAACAGCUGUGCUGAUCAGCAUCACACACAUCUGUGGAUCUAUCAUGCUGAUGGCGUUCUUCAGCAGCGCCGAGCGCCUCGCGGGCGUGACGGCGCUGACCCUCGCCGUCUUCGUGUCCAUCGUCUCAAACUGCCUCACACAGUGACUUAACCUAAGCGCACGCACACACAUGAAAGAGAUCCACACACACAAACACACAGACAAGGAAAGAUCUCCCUCUGCCUGUGGAUAUGUGUGUGUGGGUGUGUGUGAAGGCUGCUGGUGUCGUCCUACUCAUGCGACUCGAUGCUGCUGAUGAGCUUCUUCCAGACCUGCCAGCUCAUGCUGCUCGCGCCUAAGUACUUCGCCCAGCUGGCCGCCACGCUCCCACUCUGGAAAGGUGAGACCACACACACACACGCACACACACACACACACACAGGGAGUGCAACACCAUGGUGGCCACCUAAAUCGUUUGUGCAGGUCGGUGUCGUGGUGCGAGGUCGUGGACCGAGAUGGCUGACGUCAGGAGGGUGGUGCAGGAGAGGCUGGAUGUCGAGAGCGAUGAGCGGGGAGGGGAGGCGCUAAGCGGCGAGUAAGUAGGCGGCUGCAGGCCUGACCCUCAGCUGCUGAUGCGCUCAACCAUCCUUCCAUCCAUCCAUGUGUGUGUGUCUUUGUGGUGUGCAGGUGUGUGCGUGAGUGGCGGGAGCACCUCAGGAUGGCGCUGCCCAUGGGGCUGCUCUACUUCUGUGAGCAACUUAAGGAAGGCACUGACACGAGCUGGUUGGCCGCCACAUCUGGUGGAGUGGAUGCGUGUGUGUGUGCAGUGUCCUGCUACUUUGCGUUCGUGUCGCUCUCCUUGACGAGCAUCUCCUCUUUCAACAUCAUCUGGUCGACGGUCGUCUUUUUCAGCUACAUGUACCCCAACACACACACAUACACACCUCACCAACACAGACAGAGAAAGACCAGCUCAUGUGUGUGUGUGUGUGCCUCCUUUGUGUGCAGCGGGACCAUCUUAGUGUUUCGCGACCCUUUCAGCCCGCCGACUUUCAUUUUCCUCCUUGUGUCAUUCUCCGGUCGACACACCCACACACACACACACACAGUGGAGGAUUUCCCUCUCAAUGGGCCCUCUGUGUGUUGUGUGUGUGUGAAUGUUGUGUUUUGUGUGCAGGCAUCUGUGUGACCAUCCUGACGCACCCUGCGUCCCCGGCCCACCACGGGCAGCCUGAGCACAGGAUGCACCACCACUUGCUCGGGGGCCUUGCCGCCCUCAUGACCACCAUCUGCAGGCAGGCACACACACACACACACAGAGAGAGAGAGAGACCUCAGCACACACCCCGUCCCCCCCCCCCGCUCUCUGUGUCUGUGUGUGUGCUCUCGUGCAGUGCCGCCUACGCCAUCUACCUCCGCUACUUCAAAAUCACCUCGUCGGAGAUCUUUGUCAUAGCGGGGUGGAUUGGCCUGCUCACCACAGUGGCGUGCCCACUGGUGCUGCUGCUCGCCUCUGUGGCGCGGCUGGAGCCGUUUGCGGCGCCGCCGCCGUAUGUGUUGCUGCUGCUGCUCGUCAAUGGGGCGUGUGCGUGGCUGCCAGACUUUAUGUUGAUGUGAGCACGCGAGGGGAGGGAGGGGGGUGUGAUUCGUGUGUAUGUGUAUUGUGUGUGUGGGUCAGGUACUCGAUGACGAAGCUGCCGAUGCUUGUGGCGCAGCUGGUGGUCACCUUAGUGGUGCCGCUGGUAGGAACACACGUGGCGCAGACACACACAUCCAUCCAUCGAUCGACCUCCCUCCCUCUCCGUGUGUGUGUGUGUGCUGUCCGCCCACACAGGCCAUCCUCACCGACACCCUGGUGCUAAGGCGACACAAGUAAAUAAGCUAAGCACACCACCACGGCCAAAUGUGUGCUGUGCUGACGUCUGUGCUGACACGUCUGUGUGUUAAUUAAUGUCUGUCUGUCAGCUUCUCUGUGUGGUACCUCAUCGGGGCGGCCAUCGCCUUCGCCGGCGUCCUCGGCGCCACCAACGACAUCGCCAAGAUCGAGAAGAAGAUAGGCCAAGAGAGAGACAGGGCCCACAACCAGCAGCACCAGCAGCGGGGAGGCCUAGGCGACGAGGCCGAUCUAGAGUUCGACUACCACGAGCUUGAGGGCGAUGAUGAUGACAAGCCGACAAACCGCCCAGCGCCAGCGAGGCCGGAGCGGUCGCUGUCGGCGGCGAGUACGCGGCUGCCGUCAUUCUACUCGGUGCCGUCGACACCUAGCAUGAGCCCCACUGCCAGGGAGAGCGAGCCGGCCAUCGCCACUUUGACGGUUGUGGCGGGGUAGGGUAGCGGGCGACAGCGUGAAAGGGAGCAGCCCCCUGUCUGUCUGUCUGUUUCUUUCCAUUCUUCUGCCUCUGUGCGUGUGUGUGGGAGGGGAGCAGCCGAUAGCUAUCGGCUACGACCCUCUCACACAUAGCUAUCGGCUGCUCCCCUCCCACACACGCAUAAGGGCAGAAGAAUGGAUGACAGACACGUGGGGGUGUGGGGGCUAGUUGGUGGAGGGGAGGGAGGGGUGUCCAGUCAGUCCAUUCGAUGAUGGAGCUCUUUUUGUCUCCUCUCUCCAGCCUUUGGGGAUCUGCUUAUCGAUGGUUUUGGGUGGCUUGGCAUCUCGGGCUUGUCUUGUCUCUCUGUCCGGUGGGGCUCUCGGUCCGGUCGACGGGAUGGAUGCGCUGCCCCUUUUAUCGGUGUGUCUGACAGGUGUGUGCACGUGUGUGUCUGUGUGGGUGUGUGUGGGUGUCGUCACGCGCUGUGCUGUGCGCUCUCUUUUGGGUGCCACGCAAUGCAGCGAUUGCGUCAGCAAGUGCACGCCUCUGGAGGGGGGGAGACCUGAUGGAUGGAUGGAGGCGGAGGACCAAUACUGUAGCUUUAUUCAUCCGUGUGUGAGUGUGAGUGUGUGUGUGGUGGCUAGUGUGCGGGUGGC
Vitrella brassicaformis is the source of this 2984-nucleotide messenger RNA. The record is from the annotation of a GenBank genome assembly. Lineage: Eukaryota; Vitrellaceae.